CUUCUCGAUACCUUUAAAGCCGUCGCCAGACUUGGUGCCGUCCGCAGCCUGGACGUUAUCCUUCGACGCCUUACCUGUAUUUACACCUCCAUCCGCGCGUCUCGACCUUGAUACGAGAGGCCGUCAGCCUCCAUUGUGACCGAUUCGCAAAGCGCGCGCCCUCAGCCUCUGGAACGCGACCGACCAUUCUAUCGCAUCUUUUGUCUGUAAUCUGCGCAUUUCGAACAAUGGGUAACCAAAUAUCAAAGAUGAUGGGGAAGAUCUUCGGAUCGAGGGAGAUGCGAUUGUUGAUGCUCGGAUUGGACGCCGCAGGCAAGACGACUAUUCUCUACAAAUUGAAGCUCAAUCAAGAUGUCACUACAAUUCCUACCGUGGGCUUCAACGUCGAAACGGUCACGUACAAGAACGUGAAAUUCAACGUCUGGGACGUGGGUGGCCAGGACAAGAUUCGACCGCUUUGGCGACACUACUUUUCUGGGACGCAAGGUCUGAUCUUCGUGGUUGACUCUAAUGAUCGCGCACGUAUCGAUGAGGCCCGACAAGAACUGCACAGGAUAAUAUUGGACCGAGAAAUGAAAGAGGCACUCCUCCUUGUGUUUGCCAACAAACAAGAUAUUCCGGGCUCUAUGACGCCAACCGAAGUUACCGAAAAGCUAAGACUGGGCCAAUUGAAAGAACGAAUAUGGUACGUUGUGCCUAGCUGCGCAACUACUGGUGAAGGAUUGCUUGAAGGGCUGAGCUGGUUGUCCACGAAUGUAAAAUCACAACCUCGACCAGCAGUAGCCAAGUGAGCACCAUGGCACACAGGCCUGGCUCCAAAGGAGUAGAAGAUGAGUGGUUGAUUUAUGGAUUCCGACGCGCGCCGAUGAGCUGGACAUCAUCGACUAUGAUACCAAUUUGCAAGCGUUCUCGAGAGGUUGUUCGUGAGCGAAUUUGAGCGGUUCCAGACACGACGUUGGGAAAGCAUUGUGCGGAGCAUUGCCUGCGUGAGAUAUUGUGCGUCCGGUGUUAAUGGACGAUUCCACACCGAUGAAUGGGGUUUUGCUACGUUGAAUUCAAGGGUGUUGGCUACGCCUCUUCCUCACCAGGAGGAGUCUCGACUUGGGCUGACAGAGCACCACAUCUUUCACACCCGAACGAGGGUCCGUUGGGCACCAAGUAGCGAAGAAAAGGGAAAGCAGUUUCUUUUGGGUGGUCAGGGGCGGCAGGACACCACACACAGGUCGUCUGAUCGUUCAUGAAACGUCGGUACUAAGACUUUGUUCCCGAGUGACGGGGCUUCGAGGGAGACUAGCCCUUAUGCAAACGAUGAAGCACCCCCGUUUGGGCAGCAUACUGUCCACCAUGGGUGAACAGCUGGGUCAGUGAUUAAUGUAGUACCGAGUAUAGAUUUUGUAUCAAUAACGUGCACGGCA
Molecule: messenger RNA, 1415 nt
Organism: Exophiala oligosperma
Lineage: Eukaryota; Fungi; Ascomycota; Eurotiomycetes; Chaetothyriales; Herpotrichiellaceae
Product: ADP-ribosylation factor 6
Exons: 3
Coding region: 228-791 (187 amino acids)
Biological process (GO): intracellular protein transport; vesicle-mediated transport
Cellular component (GO): cytoplasm
Molecular function (GO): GTPase activity; GTP binding
Source: RefSeq, a predicted model, not a curated record